This is a messenger RNA of Tachysurus fulvidraco (yellow catfish), 2185 nucleotides long. RefSeq lists its product as uncharacterized. The record is from RefSeq and is a predicted model, not a curated record. Gene Ontology annotation, molecular function: lipid binding. Gene Ontology annotation, biological process: lipid transport; lipoprotein metabolic process. Gene Ontology annotation, cellular component: extracellular region; membrane. Lineage: Eukaryota; Metazoa; Chordata; Actinopteri; Siluriformes; Bagridae. The coding region runs from base 135 to 1811 and encodes 558 amino acids. The transcript is spliced from 5 exons.
UUUACAGUCAGAGAGAAAAACACAACGUCAACUUGCCUGACCAAGACAUUUGGAAAUUAUCCCACAGACCUGUGAUGUACAUUCCAACAUUUAGACCUUAGGAGGAACCGAUUCAGGAAAAUCUACAGACCUUAAUGGAUCAAACAAUCAGAGAGAAACUACAGGAGCAGCUGAGUGACUACAUCUUAGACACUCUCAAAUACACUGCGACUGCGAAGGAGUUUUGUGACAGAGAGUCCAAAUGGACUCUACAGAGAGAGACCGAGCUCGACAAGAUGAUAGACAUCAAAGACCGGGCCGAUCAAAUCACUCUGAAGUUUGAGCAUGUUCAGAAGGCUGAGAACAAGCCCAAAGCGUUUGGCGAAUACAUGCUAAGUAGCUUAACUCAAUUUAAAGCAGAUUCCAAAAGGCAGGUGCUGGAGAAGGAGCUGGGAGAAGUUCUGAAGAACACAUUAGAAGGCCUGGAGAAACUUCAACACUUCCUGGUUGCAGUGGAGAAGCUCGCCGUCACGUCACUGUUCGUCUUCAUGGGCGAGAGCUUCAUGCCAAAGGGAGUGAGUUCCAUGUCCGUACGCUCAGUGAUCUCUGCAGCCAGAAGGGUGUCUCCUCUCCUCGUCUACUUCAAGAGAGACGAUGGAGCUUACUUCCUGCCGAGUCUCAGCAACGUGGAAGUCCUGGCCUUCCAGCUGGAAAAAUACAUCCGCGUCACACAGCAGAUCUGUAAGAAGAUGGAGUCUUUUUUAUCCAGGAUCAUCUCAGGCCCUGAAGGUGUUCCUGAAUGGAUAAAUGGGAAGUCUUCAGUGAAAUUAGACUUCAUCAUGAGUGAGGAGCAGAAACUGUGUGAUCAUUUACUCCAGCUAACCAAAAUCAGGACGGACGAGUCGUUCAGGUUGACUUUCCUGUUCGGUGUGAAGGCACAAGACUUCAUUAAGUUAUUUAGUGAGCGUCACUCCAGAAUGCUUCAGUUCCUGUGUGAUUUUGAUGAAGCUGCAGUUCAGUUGAACAAGAUGAAGCUGGGCUCCAACAUCUCCACUGUGGCUGGAAGUUCAGUCGGUAUUGCAGGAGGUGUUUUGUCCAUCGUAGGUUUAGCUCUCGCUCCCGUUACUGCAGGCGUGUCUUUGGCUCUCACACUCACAGGUGUUGGUCUCGGAGUCAUCAGUGGAGCUAACAGCAUCGUUACAGGCAUCACUGAAAUGGCAGUCAAUAAACAUCAUGGAAAAAAUGCCAACAGCAUCUUCAUUAGAUUUAUAGAAGAUGUGCAGAAGAUCCAAGAUUGUGUGGACGAAGUGGCCAGCAGUGAGUCUCCUAUAGGAGAUGAUGUUUUACCAGGAGAUAAAGCUGUAAAACUGGUUGCACAUACUGGAGUUGUGGGCAAAAGUAUUAAUGGCCUUGUGGAAGGAGCUUCAGCUGUAAAAGCGCUCAGAAGUGAGGAGAUGAUUGCAGAAGCAGUUAAUCUGGGGCUUCAGGAAGCGAAAGCAGGUCGGAGCAUCAAAGGACUGGCUGCAGAUCUUCCAGACAUUGGGAAGCUUGCUAAAGGAACUCCUCUGGCCUUCUCCAAGACAGCCAGGACGGGGUUCAUAACUGUAAAUGCCCUCCUUAUUGGUCUGGACGUCCUGUUUAUCUGUAAAGACAGUAUCAGUUUGUCCAAAGGAAGCAGAAAAAAAGUGGCUCAGCUCAUUCACUCCAGAUCCGUUCUGUGGCGCUCAGAAGUGGAGGCGUGGAAGAAGAUCCAUGACCAUUUGUGUAACGCAACAUCAUGCUUUAAUAACAAUCAGGAAAUCCUAGAGCAGCCUUUCACUUUUAUGGAAUAGUUUUGACCAAAAUAUUGAUUAUUUGUAUUGAAUAUGAAUCAUUGCAGAUCCUCCUGUUAUCUUAAAGGUUUGGGAUAAAAUGUUCAUGCUGUUAACAGAAAUCAGACAGAACAAAACUUUCACAUUUUGUACAUCUUCAGUUCUGCAUCUGCUUCAGUGUGUUGAACUGCUCUGGGUCUGAAUCAUUAACUUCAACAUCUUCUACUUAUAUAGUGCUUCAUUUCUUCUGUUUAAAUGGACAUUUAUAAAGUUCCUCUGAUGUGUGAUUUAUAAUGAAAAUGUUUUUCUCAUAUGUUUUGAUAUGAGAGAAAACUACAGAGUUUAGAAAAGUGAAACAUGUUUAUUAAAGUUUAUUAAUUAUUUAUAAAUCCCCA